Molecule: messenger RNA, 726 nt
Organism: Baudoinia panamericana UAMH 10762
Lineage: Eukaryota; Fungi; Ascomycota; Dothideomycetes; Mycosphaerellales; Teratosphaeriaceae
Exons: 1
Coding region: 209-577 (122 amino acids)
Source: RefSeq, a predicted model, not a curated record
AUUGUGGGAUGAAGGGUUCAGAAGAUACGAAGAUCGAACCCAUCGUAAACUGACCGAAGACAACGCUUUCCGCCAGCUUCAAAGUCCAAAAUGUCUCAAACGUGUUUUGGAAUACACAACGAUGAGUGAUCCCCCGACUUCCGCAUUGAGCAUGGCAAACUUGAUGGAGACUUGAUGCGGGUCCUCGAGCCAGUCGUGCUGUUGCUCAAUGCUAUGCGGCCGCUUGUUGAUCUCCAAAGCGAGACUGCUGGCCUCGAAAACAAUAGCGAUAAUGACGCUUGUGCCUGCCGAGCAAAACACUGACCGGGCAAUCGACAGCGUCAAGUGUACCGGGUGUAGAGCGAUGUGGUCAGGGAUGGGCAAUGUAUGCCAAAGAAGAUCAUAUUACAAGGAGCUGCACCUUUGUCGCAUUUGCAACGAUAUGGCGCCUUGCCAGGAUUGCACAUCCAGACUGUGGGAUGGCUUGAUCCGUACAGUGUUCUGCUCGAAGGACCACGAGUGCGUCAAGCUAUAUCUGCUAACUCAGCCUCCUGGUGACAUAACUUCUGCUCUGCUUGAACAGCGGUUCGAGGUCUAACAACACUGGAUAGUAUCAAUAGCGACAGCAUGGGAAGCGUGUGUGGCGCUAUAUUGCAACUGAACAUAUUGUACGGAUGCGUUCCGUCACGGUAAUUCGGUUCUCCGUGCCGCGUCCGGGAACUCGCUCACUGGAAGGCUUCAUCCAGA